ACAGAAUGCAUGUGUAAUAUUCGAACAAACAAACCUGACACGCGGAGUGGUAGCUGAUGGGAUUGACUGUAAAUUUCUAAAUGGGAAAUGCCUUUACGGUCGCUCCUACCAGCCCCCGCGCAGUGUCAACUUAGUUCGAGCAUAUUAUAAUCUUUGCAUACUUACUGAUCCAAUUGGAGGAUGGUGAAUGUUUUCUUUACGUGAUCUUUGGAGAAGCGAACCACGUGGAAAUGUGUACAUAAGUUUGUUUUUAUUGUGGUUGUAAUUGUGCGGUGUAAACACGACAUAGUUUUCUUUGGUAUAUCUGUUACUUGUUGUUAAGGAACGGCUAGAAUGGGGAUAUGCGGAAACAAGAUGUUAGUUAUCUCUGCUUCUUAAACUUAACGUAUAACAGUAGUAGUGUCAAUUUAAAAGAAAUAUAUCCGGCCAUUCUACUAAAGCUCACACCAUGCUCAAACGCCGUAAUAACCAGCUGCCUGAUAAUUUACCGCAGCUCCAGAAUUUAAUUAAAAAGGAUCCAGAAUCCUACAAAGAUGAGUUCAUGCAACAGCAUAACCAUUUUGACUCGAUGUUGAAAGUGUUUCGCCUGCAGCCUGAUCGCUACAAUAAGAGUCUUGAUGAAUUAGUAAUGUUUCUUGCACAGGUUUCACAUUGUUAUCCUGAUGUACUUGCUAAAUAUCCCCAACAACUGAUAGAUAUCUUACAAACACAUCAAACUGUUCUUGACAGUGACUUCCGAAUGACAUUGUGUCGAGCACUUAUUUUGCUGCGCAACAAAAAUUUGUUAGCACCAACAGACCUGCUUUCUCUCUUCUUCCAGUUGUUACGUUGUCAAGAUAAACCACUGAGAAAAUUUUUAGAAACACACAUAAUCACAGACAUUAAGAAUCAAAAUUCCAAGCACAAGAAUGCACGGUUGAACACGACCUUGCAGAACUUCAUGUAUAGUAUGCUGAAGGAUACUAAUUCCAAAGCAGCCAAAAUGUCAGUGGACAUUAUGAUAGAACUGUACAAGAAAAAUGUGUGGAAUGAUGCAAAAACAGUCAAUGUGAUUGCAACGGCGUGCUUUUCAAAAUUUGUGAAGGUUAUGGUAGCAGCACUAAAGUUUUUUCUUGGAACUGAUCCAGCAGAAGAGAAGUCCGAUGAUAGUGACUCUGACAAUGAAAUAUCAGCCAAAGACGUUAUCAUGGCAAAUCGUGUGAAUAAAAAGAGCAGGAAAAGAGAGAAACAACUUAAGAAAGUAAAGCAGCUGAUUGUGAAGAGUAAAAAGAAGAAAGGUGGUGUGCCUGCAUUUAAUUUCUCAGCUCUGCAUCUAGUACAUGAUCCCCAAGAUUUUGCAGAGAAACUUUUCCGGCAAAUAGAGACAACCAAUGAAAGGUUCGAGGUAAAACUUAUGACACUUGAUGUAAUAUCAAGACUAAUAGGACUGCACCAACUGUUCCUUUUCAAUUUUUAUCCAUAUAUUCAGAGGUUUAUGCAACCUCACCAAAGGGAGGUGACGAAGAUGCUACAGUUUGCUGCACAAGCUUCUCAUGAGUUAGUGCCUCCUGAUGUUUUAGAACCAGUUCUUAAGACAGUGGUGAACAAUUUUGUCACAGAAAGGAAUUCAAGUGAUGUAAUGGCUAUAGGAUUGAAUGCAGUCCGUGAAAUUUGUGCUCGAUGUCCAUUGGUGAUGAACGAGGAUCUGUUGCGUGACUUAGCACAGUAUAAACACUAUAGAGACCGCAGUGUCAUGAUGGCUGCUAGAUCUCUCAUACAGCUAUUCCGUGUUUCAAUGCCCAAGAUGCUUCAUAAGAAAGACCGAGGACGCCCAACUGAAGCUUCAAUUGAGUUAAAGGUAAAGCAGUACGGUGAAGUAGACGCAAAAGAUUAUGUGCCAGGUGCAGAAGUUCUUGCAAAAAAACAAUCACAGGAUGCUGAUCUCCAAGAAACAGAAACAACUGACAAUGAAGAUGGUGAUUCAAGUGAUGGUGAAGGUGGCAGUGACAGUGAGGGUGAUGACUCUGAUGGUGGUGAUGAGGAUGACGAUGAUGAUGAUGGUUGGGUUGAUGUUCACCAUUCCUCUGAUGAAGAACCUUCUGAAAAUAAUACAAACUGUGCAGAUGAGGAUAACAAUGAAGUGGAUAAAGUACACUUAGCCAAAGAAAUCAGUACAAUGAGAAUAUUAACUGAUGAAGACUUCAAGCAGAUAGAUACUGAGCUCCUGCGGAAGCAAGUCUCUGGACCCUCCAAAAAACGCAAGAGGCCGAAUGAAGAGGAAACACCUGCUCAGAAGGGAGAACUUGUAUCCUUAGGUGACAUUGAAAACAUCUACAAAAAACGCCGUCAUGAUAAACAGGCCCGUUUGGAAACUGUUAAGAAAGGUCAAGAGGGAAGAGAAAAGUAUGGAUUUCAAGAUCGCCGCAAGAAUCCAUUUUCAAGUAAAACGAACAGAGAAAAAAGAAAAACAAAAAAUUACAUUAUGCUUAAGCAGAAAGCUCGUAGUAAAGUGAAAAGAUCAUUCAAGGAGAAGCAGAUUGCCCUACGAAACCAUUUGCUGAAACUUAGGAAAUUUAAGUAAAAUAAUAAUGACUUACAUCAGUGGACAGCUACGUGUAGUGCAGUGUUGCUGGGAGAUUGAUCAGAGAGGUUCACUUGUCAGCCAACUGUUCCAUCAGUACAUGUUGUUGUGAAAAUCAAUAAUCCUCCAAAAGCUGCAAAUGAGGAUUACUUACAGUAGUUUCUAAGUGCUAAUUUAGUGUUUGAUAUUCUGCCUUAUAAGAGGACAACUUUUUACAAUGAGUAUCAGGAACUUGGGUGUGGUUGAAACUGUAUUCGUUUCAUCAGUUCCCUGCUUCUUUUCUUACCAUUGACAAUAAAACUCAUUUGCUACAGAAGUACAAGAAGAGAGAGCUUACAAAUUCCUUUGUUCGAUUCGUUUAUUGCAAUUCACUCUGAUCUUGAAAGAUUGUCACCAUCAAUAUUUGUGGAAUGCGGACUAAUGCUGUAAAAUAUUAUCUUGUAAUAAAUGUGCAAUCAGGAUAUAAGUUCCUUUCAUCUGGUUGAGAAGAGUGUUUAUAUUUGCCCUUUGUAAAUGUUUUCCAUGUAGGCAUACUGCACUUGUCUAAAGAUUUUCUCUGUAAUUAUGAUAAAUAUUAUAAGAAACACUGAGAGACACUU
This is a messenger RNA of Schistocerca gregaria, 3159 nucleotides long. It is a transcript of the gene Mys45A, whose product is annotated as protein SDA1 homolog. The coding region runs from base 449 to 2560 and encodes 703 amino acids. The transcript is spliced from 20 exons. Gene Ontology annotation, cellular component: nucleolus. The record is from RefSeq and is a predicted model, not a curated record. NCBI's taxonomy places the organism in Eukaryota, Metazoa, Arthropoda, Insecta, Orthoptera, Acrididae. Gene Ontology annotation, biological process: ribosomal large subunit export from nucleus; ribosomal large subunit biogenesis.